CUUCUUCCCUCCUGCUUUUCCCUCCCGCUUCUCCGGCCGAGGACCAGCCCGGUCCGGUCGUUGGAGGGUCCGGUCCUCGCGGGUCCAGCUCGGUCCUCGCGGGUCCAGCUCGGUCCGGUCCGGUCCAGGCCCGCCGGGGGAGGAGCGGCCGGUGCCCCCGGGGCCGGGAUGCUGUCGCCUCUGUCGCCUGUGUCGCCUCUGUCGCUGCUGUCGCUGCUGUGGUUGCUGGCCUGCCGCCCGGCCGGGGCCGUGGAGGUACCCACGGAUGGGAACGCGGGGCUGCUGGCGGAGCCGCAGGUGGCCAUGUUCUGCGGAAAGCUCAACAUGCACAUGAACGUGCAGAACGGCAAGUGGGAGGCCGACCCGGCCGGCACCAAGACCUGCCUCAGCGCCAAGGAGGGCAUCCUGCAGUACUGCCAGGAGGUGUACCCCGACCUUCAGAUCACCAACGUGGUGGAGGCCAACCAGCCCGUGACCAUCCAGAACUGGUGCAAGAAGGGGCGGCGGCUCUGCAGGAGUCACCCCCACAUCGUCAUCCCCUAUCGCUGCCUGGUGGGCGAAUUUGUCAGUGACGCGCUGCUGGUGCCCGACAAGUGCAAGUUCCUGCAUCAGGAGAGGAUGGACGUGUGCGAGACCCAUCUCCACUGGCACACCGUGGCCAAAGAGACGUGCAGCGAGAAGAGCACCAACCUGCACGACUACGGCAUGCUGCUGCCCUGCGGCAUCGACAAGUUCCGCGGCGUGGAGUUCGUCUGCUGCCCCGCGGCCUCCUCCGCCUCCUCCGUCGCCUCCGCGGCCGCCGCCGGGGACGUGGACUCGGCCGACGCCGAGGAGGACGACUCGGAUGUGUGGUGGGGGGGCGCGGACGCCGACUACGCCGACGGCAGCGACGACAGGGCCGCGGAGGAGCGGCCCGAGGAGGAGCAGGAGGAGGAGCAGGAGGCCGGCACGGACGACGACGACGAGGAGGAAGAGGAGGAGGAGGAGGAGGAGGACGACGACGGGGACGAGGCGGAAGACGGCGGCGAGGAGCGUUUCGAGGAGGCCACGGAAAGGGCCACCAGCAUCGCCACCACCACCACCACCACCACCGAGUCGGUGGAAGAGGUCGUCCGAGUGCCCACCACGGCGGCCAGCACCCCCGACGUCGUGGACAAGUACCUGGAGACCCCCGGGGAGGAGAACGAGCACGCCCACUUCCAGAAGGCCAAGGAGAGGCUGGAGGCCAAACACCGCGAGAGGAUGUCCCAGGUCAUGAGGGAGUGGGAGGAGGCGGAGCAUCAAGCCAAGAACGUCGCCAAGGCCAAGAAGGCGGUCAUCCAGGCGGUGAUUGGGGAGCAGCACUUCCAGGAGAAAGUGGAGUCUCUGGAGCAGGAGGCGGCCAACGAGCGGCAGCAGCUGGUGGAGACGCACAUGGCCCGGGUGGAGGCCAUGCUCAACGACCGCCGCCGCGUCGCCCUGGAGAACUACAUCACCGCCCUGCAGGCCACGCCGCCCCGGCCCCGGCACGUGUUGAACAUGCUGAAGAAGUACGUGAGGGCCGAACAGAAGGAUAGGCAGCACACCCUGAAACACUUCGAGCACGUGCGCAUGGUGGACCCCAAGAAGGCCGCCCAGAUCCAAUCCCAGGUCAUGACGCACCUGCGGGUCAUCUACGAGCGCAUGAACCAGUCGCUGUCGCUGCUGUACAACGUGCCGGCCCUGGCCGACGAGAUCCAGGACCAAGUCGACCAGCUGCUUCAGAAGGAGCAGAACUACUCGGACGACGUCCUGGCCAACGUGAUCAGCGAGCCGCGGGUCAGCUACGGCAACGACGCCCUCAUGCCCUCGCUGACCGAGACCAAGACGGCCGUGGAGCUGCUGCCCCCCGUAGGGGGGGACUUCGGCCUGGACGACCUGCAGCCCUGGCACCCCUUCGGCGUCGACUCGGUGCCCGCCAACACGGAGAACGAAGUGGAGCCCGUGGACGCCCGCCCGGCCGCUGACCGGGGCUUGACCACACGACCAGGCUCCGGGCUGACCAACGUCAAGACGGAGGAGAUCGCCGAGGUCAAGAUGGACGCCGAGUUCAGGCACGAAUCCGGCUACGAGGUGCAUCACCAAAAGCUGGUCUUCUUCGCCGAAGACGUGAGCUCCAACAAAGGCGCCGUCAUCGGCCUCAUGGUGGGCGGCGUUGUCAUAGCGACGGUGAUCGUCAUCACGCUGGUGAUGCUGAAGAAGAAGCAGUACACGUCCAUCCAUCACGGCGUCGUCGAGGUGGACGCCGCCGUCACCCCCGAAGAAAGACACCUCUCCAAGAUGCAGCAGAACGGCUACGAGAACCCCACCUACAAGUUCUUCGAGCAGAUGCAGAACUAGACGCCCCCCACCCCGUCCCCGGCUGCCUCCCCGCCCACCACCCGCCCCGUGCCCCGGCACCCCGGUCCGACCGUCGGACGGCCGGUGACCGUCGCGACCGUGUCUCCGGCCGGGACGCGGGAGCCGACACGCACCGUCCGAUUAUUUACUCGUUGACGCCUCCGACGGCCGUACUGAAUUCCUCGAGUAGACGCCCCGAGCCCGAAUUCAUCAAGAUCAGCGAUGUGUUUUCUCUCCCCCUCUCUCUCGCUCUCUCCCCGCCCCCCCCCCCGACUUCCUUCCUUCCCGCCCCUCCCCGGUCCCCGUUUUGGCCUCGUCCGCUUCAUUAUUCCUGAAUGUUUUUUGUGAAUUGUAAAGAGUUUCGCUGUAUUUAACUAUUGCAUGGACCGAUGCCCCCUCCCCGGCCUCCCUCCCGCUCACGUGGUGCCCGUUGUAUAUUAUCCUUGUGGUUUGUGACAAGAAAAAAGAAUCCCAUCCCAACGGAGUUCCGCCUGACCGGCCGACGGGGGACGGGGGACCGGGUGGGGGGACGCUCCCGGCGUCCGUGGGGUCUUUAGCCGUUCCUCGUUUUCCCGUCGCUCGGCGUUCGAGGGUGAAAUGAUCUCUGGGGAAGAGCGUCCCGUAGGAAUUGUCCGGAGGGGUUUUUGUUGGGAUUUUCCGUUGGUUUCUUUUUGGUUUUUGCCCCCGUCUCUUCUUCCGCCCCACCGCAGUCGCAUCUCACUGUACGGAAAGUUGCUUCUGCUGAGCUGGCGUUUGGUGCUGGACCUCCCCCGGUCGGCGUGGCCGGCCCCCGGGUCUCCAUCCCCGUGGGACGCGCCCGCCCCCCGCCCCCCCCGCCCCCCCGGCUCCCCCGCUAGCCGUGCCCCGGCCGGGGAGGGCGGUCCGGACGGCCGGGGGACCGGGCCUCCCACCGGGAUCUUCCAAAGUUUCGGCCGGAUGAUUGUACAGAGCCGUGGCUUCCUACACUGUGUCCCCCGAGGGAGGACGGGCCCGGGCGGAUGGACGGGGGAGAUCCCUCGGCCGGGGGGACCGGCCCCCCCGUCGGGGCCCGGGCCCGGACGGUGGGAUCCGGGGUCCGAGUCGCGGAACCGGAGACCCGCCCGCCCCCCCCCGGAGUCCGUCUUUGGUUUGUAUAAUAAAAUCGUGCUUUUUCUGUAAAUAAACACAUUCCUGGAAGAGU
This is a messenger RNA of Ornithorhynchus anatinus (platypus), 3538 nucleotides long. It is a transcript of the gene APP, whose product is annotated as amyloid beta precursor protein. Gene Ontology annotation, cellular component: early endosome; plasma membrane; Golgi apparatus. Gene Ontology annotation, molecular function: heparin binding; signaling receptor activator activity; signaling receptor binding. Lineage: Eukaryota; Metazoa; Chordata; Mammalia; Monotremata; Ornithorhynchidae. Gene Ontology annotation, biological process: axonogenesis; central nervous system development. The transcript has 16 exons. The record is from RefSeq and is a predicted model, not a curated record. Bases 169 to 2358 code for a protein of 729 amino acids.